Oenanthe melanoleuca is the source of this 3138-nucleotide messenger RNA. It is a transcript of the gene OSBPL7, whose product is annotated as oxysterol binding protein like 7. The record is from RefSeq and is a predicted model, not a curated record. Gene Ontology annotation, molecular function: cholesterol binding. Gene Ontology annotation, cellular component: plasma membrane; cytosol; perinuclear endoplasmic reticulum. Lineage: Eukaryota; Metazoa; Chordata; Aves; Passeriformes; Muscicapidae.
AACCGAGCGGCUCUCGCCGCCCUCCGCGCUCCGUGUUCCGCUUCCUGCCGCCGCCGCCACCGGGCAGGAUGCGCCCGAUCCCCGCCGCCCUCCCGCCGCCCGCCCAGCGGCUCCCGCCCUGACGGCCGCGCUCGGACCCCCGGCCCCGCAGCCCGCACGGGAAGGGGGGGCUCGGCCCGGUGCCCCCCGCCCCAUCUGCUCGCCAGCCAUGGGCAGCCACGAGAAGGACCCGUCCUCCCCGAAAAGAGCCCUGUCCCGCUCCAACAGCACCGUGUCUUCCAAGCACAGCAGCGUCCAGCAGGGCUCGGAGAGCUGGGAGGUGGUGGAGGAGCCCCGAGCCCGGGGCAGCCCCGGGCAGCAGCCGCAGCGGCACGAGGGGUACCUGCUCAAGAAGAGGAAAUGGCCCCUGAAGGGCUGGCACAAGCGGUACUUCGUGCUGGAAAACGGGAUCCUGAAAUAUUCCACCACGCGCCAGGAUGUCCUCAAGGGCAAACUGCACGGUGCCAUCGACGUCCGGCAGUCCGUCAUGUCCGUCAACAAGAAAGCUCAGAGGGUUGACCUGGACACUGAGGACAACAUUUAUCACCUCAAGAUCAAAACCCCGGAGCUGUUUUCCAGCUGGGUGAGCAGCCUGUGCAGCCACCACCGCGGGGAGCGGCCGGAGCCGUGUCCCCAAGGUGCCAGCACCAAGGUGGGUGACAGCUCGGGGACAGUGCCGGCAGCGCCCGGGUGGGUGGCUCCUGACAGCAGCUGUGCCCUGCUGCAGGGCCAGUGGACACGGAUCCUGCCCUCGGGCAGCGCCCCCGCCCUGUCCGCGCUGGCCAGCUCCAGGGACAAGGUGAACGCCUGGCUGAAGGACAGCGAGGGGCUGGAGCGCUGCUCGGCCGAGCUGUCCGAGUGCCAGGCCAAGCUGCAGGAGCUGACGGGGAUGCUCCAGCACCUGGAGGCGCUGCACCGCAUCCCCUCGGCGCCGCUCAUCCCCGGCAGCCAGCCCUCCGCCGCCACCGAGAGGCCGAAGAAGGGCCGGAGGAGCACCAAGAUCUGGUGCACGCAGAGCUUCGCCAAGGAUGACACCAUCGGCAGGGUGAGGGUGGGCCGCCUGCACGGCUCUGUCCCCAACCUGUCGCGAUACCUGGAGCCGUCGCAGAGCCAGCUGCCCUUGGAGUACACCCAGCUGCAGCGCAGCUUCUGGGUGCUGGCCCAGAAAGUGCACGGCUCGCUCAGCAGCGUGGUGGCCGCGCUGGUGGCCGAGAGAGCCCGGCUGGAGGAGAUGCGGCAAGCGCUGGACCGGCAGUGCGCGGCCCCCCGGCCCGGCAGCGCCGGCACCGCGGGGCCCGCCCUGCGCCGCUUCCACUCCCUCUCCGUCUCCUCCGACACCACGCUGGACUCGUUCGCCUCGCUGCACCCGGAUGAGCCGGACGCGCUGCCCGCCAAGGGCCGGGAGCAGCAGCUCUCCAACCGCAGCAUCGUCUCGCUGGCCGAUUCUCACACCGAGUUCUUCGAUGCCUGCGAGGUUUUCCUGUCCGCCAGCUCCUCUGAGAACGAGCCCUCGGAGGACGAGUCGUGCAUCAGCGAGGUGACCAGCGGCGUCUGCGAGGAGCCCAGCGAGCCGGGGGGAGCGGGCCGGCCCCCGACGGGAGCGGAGCGCCCGGCGCUACCGGCGGAGCCGCCGCCGCUGGAGCCGCCGCUGGAGCUGCCGGGGCCGGACCCUCGGCGGAGGAGCCGCCUGCCCGCGCCCCCCGCCCCCUCGGGGGAUGUGAGCCUGUGGGGGCUCCUGAGGAGCAGCGUGGGCAAGGACCUGUCCCGCGUGGCGCUGCCCGUGCAGCUGAACGAGCCGCUCAACACCCUGCAGCGGCUCUGCGAGGAGCUGGAGUACAGCGCGCUGCUGGACAGAGCCAGCCGCGCCCGGGACCCCCGGCAGCGCCUGGUGUACGUGGCCGCCUUCGCCGUGUCCGCCUACGCCUCCACCUACUACCGGGCGGGCAGCAAACCCUUCAACCCCGUGCUGGGCGAGACCUACGAGUGCGUCCGGCCCGACCGCGGCUUCCGCUUCAUCAGCGAGCAGGUGUCCCAUCACCCUCCCAUCUCCGCCUGCCAUGCUGAGUCUGAUAAUUUCGUCUUCUGGCAAGACAUGAGGUGGAAGAACAAAUUCUGGGGUAAAUCCCUGGAGAUCGUCCCCGUGGGCACCGUCAAUGUCCAGCUGCCCAGGACCGGUGACCACUACGAGUGGAACAAGGUGACCACGUGCAUCCACAACGUGCUGAGCGGGCCGCGCUGGAUCGAGCACUACGGGGAGGUGCUGAUCCGCAACACCCGCGACGCCUCCUACCACUGCAAGCUCACCUUCUGCAAGGCUCGCUACUGGGGCGCGGGGGCCAACGAGGUGCAGGGGGCCGUGCUGAGCCGCAGCGGGACGCCCGUGGAGCGCCUGGCCGGCAAGUGGCACGAGGGGCUGCACCGCGGGCCCGCCCCGGGCCAGUGCGUCUGGAGAGCCAACCCCAUGCCCCGUGACCACGAGAGGAAUUACGGCUUCACCCAGUUCGCGCUGGAGCUGAACGAGCUGACGCCGGAGCUCCGCAGGGUCCUGCCCUCCACGGACACUCGCCUGCGGCCGGACCAGCGGUACCUGGAGGAGGGGAACGUGCCGGCGGCCGAGGCGCAGAAGCGCCAGAUCGAGCAGCUGCAGCGGGACCGGCGCCGCGUCAUGGAGGAGAACAACAUCACCCACCAGGCUCGCUUCUUCAGGCGCCUGACGGAUCCCAGCGGGAAGGAGUCGUGGGUCACCAACAACACCUACUGGAAGCUGCGGCUGGAGCCCGGCUUUGCCCACCUGGACAGCGCCGUGCUCUGGUAGCCCCCCCAAAACGGGGGGGUUCUGAGCCCCCCCAGCCCUCACAGCAGCGCCCAGCAUGGGGCUGGUCCCCCCAGCGCUUGGGAGUGCAGAAUCCCCCCCGCUUUUUCCGAGCCGGUGUUUCCAUAAAACUGUGAUGUAAAAAUGGGAGGGGGGCACUGGGGAUGUCCCCCCCUGCCCCAGGGCAGAGCCUUGGGGGCAGCUGAGGCACUUUGGGGGGCACAGGAUGAUAAAGGGGGGGGGGGGUACAGGGUGCCCGCGGGCGGGAAGACCCCACUGCCCCCCCC